Molecule: messenger RNA, 820 nt
Organism: Odontomachus brunneus
Lineage: Eukaryota; Metazoa; Arthropoda; Insecta; Hymenoptera; Formicidae
Exons: 2
Coding region: 146-694 (182 amino acids)
Source: RefSeq, a predicted model, not a curated record
GACUAGAUCCUGAAGUUUCACCUAUUGGUUAAAACAUAUCAUGUGCCCAUGCGGGAAUUCGUUUAAAAUUAUUUAAAAAUUUGGUCGCCAUGUUGUAGUAGCGGUGGACAAUAUCAAGAAAUCUGUCAUCGCAAUAAGAAUAGCUAUGGCUGAUGUGUCCCAAGUAUCGCACCUCGAUGAAGAAUAUAGAUCCGCGAAGAUUAUCCACAAACGAAGGUCAUCGAUAUUCUGUAGACAAAAUAUAACGUUUAACCAACAAGAAAAUGAUAAUAAAAUCACAACUAAUAAGACUGAACUUGCAUCAAACGAAUACGAAGAAGAUACACAAACAGGUGUUGAAUCGUUUGAUCUGGAGAAAUAUAUAGAAAAACUCAAACAGGAGCGAAAAGAUUGGCAGCAAGAAUACAAAAAGCGCAAGUCUCAACGAAAGAACUUGACCAAGCAAAAAGCAAUAGCAGAGAGCCAGGGACAACUUCUUGAUCUAAAUAUAUUAACAAAGUCUGAAAGAGCUUUUAUCAGAGCACGUCCCAAUUAUGAGUAUAUUUGCAAAAAUAGUCAAAAGCUGUCAGAUGUGGCAUUGAAAAUAUCUACACUCAGUCAGGUAGUGAAUAAGUUAAAUCAAAGAUUCAUGGAGAAGAUGGAAAAUAAUAUCUCCAGAGCCAGCAGAGAUAUUAUAGAAAUGUUGGAAGAUUAAGAUAGAUAUAUUUGAAGUAUUAUUAUUAUUAUUAAAGUUGUUGCAAUUUCAUUAGUAAUUAGAGGUUUUUGUAGUAUAAAUAUAAAUAACAUUUAAAUUAAUUAAAUAUGAUACUACAUACUAAGA